Messenger RNA from Aspergillus sclerotioniger CBS 115572, 1117 nucleotides. Its product is annotated as ML domain-containing protein. Lineage: Eukaryota; Fungi; Ascomycota; Eurotiomycetes; Eurotiales; Aspergillaceae. The transcript is spliced from 3 exons. The record is from RefSeq and is a predicted model, not a curated record. Gene Ontology annotation, molecular function: sterol binding. Gene Ontology annotation, biological process: intracellular sterol transport. The coding region runs from base 112 to 639 and encodes 175 amino acids.
CUCCUCAGUUGAGUAUUCGUUGGAUUUACUCAUUAUCAACUUAACCAGCUCUUUACUGUUAUACCGUUUUAUAUCCUACACUGAAGCCGCAGCUCUAUCAUCCUUGCAACCAUGAAGCUCUUAUCAACCGCCGCGACAUUCCUCCUCUGCGUUGCGCCCUUCUCUGCUACUGCCCGGUCUUUGGACUUCUUUGGUUCCCAGACGCCGAUUAAGGCAGAAGGGAAGCAUGUGGAGGGAGAAAACCCGCUCGAGUACUGCAGUGACCCUUCUAGCUAUAUCUUGCAAAUAGAGAAGGUGGACCUGUCGCCUAAUCCUCCUCUCCCUGGACAGACUCUCACUAUCGAAGCCAAGGGUACCUUCAAUGAGAAAAUUGAAAAGGGUGCUUAUGUGCUCUUGGAGGUCAAAUAUGGCUUAAUUACUCUGGUCAGACAGAGAGCCGACCUGUGCGACCAGAUCGUCAACGUUGAUCUCGAGUGUCCUCUAGAGAAGGGUGAGAUGGCAUUGACCAAACAGGUCGAUCUGCCCAGCCAGAUCCCUCCGGGCAGAUACACGGUGCACGCCGACGUUUACACUGCAGAUGACAGACGGAUUACCUGUCUUGACGCACCCAAUGUCGUGUUCAAGAGAAACUUCCUCUGAUAGCUGACUGGCUAUGUCUGAGUACGAGGUCUCUUGAUGCCGACUCUCUACUGUUAACGCUGAAUGUCCUUUGGUCUCUUCGCCUAUAACGAGUUGACGUUGCGCCUAUAAGCUGAUUUCUCAUUCCUUCCCCCGGCUUAACCUUCAGUCCCAAGCCUCACUGUGAUAUUCCAAAGCCCACGAUAGCCAGGUUUCAUGCUUUACCAUCGUUGCUGUAAACUUUUCGUUGCGCUACAUCUGCGGCGUUCGGAGCAUCAGCUCAAAGAUACAUUGUAGUACAUCCUUAUCACCGUUCGUUCUUUUUUACUGCUCAUUGACACUAAUCAGCAUCUGUACCAAGAUUGCAUUCGGAAAAUCAAUUCAAUGCUACUUAGCCUGCCAGUUAAUGGCCAUAAUGAAUAGCGUUGUGCAGAAUUUCUUGGGGAUGUUUUAGCAAAAUUGGAAGCGUAAAGCUCUAUGUGCAUGAAUGAUAUAUUUG